Messenger RNA from Durusdinium trenchii, 549 nucleotides. Lineage: Eukaryota; Dinophyceae; Suessiales; Symbiodiniaceae. The record is from the annotation of a GenBank genome assembly.
AUGAGGUUCGGCGAGAAGGUGACCUGUCCAAAGUACGACAGGGAGAAGGUCGAGCCUGGAAUUGUACAUAUUGGAGUUGGUAAUUUUCAUCGUGCUCAUCAGUGCGUAUUUGUGGAUGACUCCUUGUCACUACCAGGACAUGAAUCCUGGGGGUAUCGUGGCAUUGGCUUGAUGCCGGCAGAUGCCAAGAUGAGGGAUGUCCUGAAGGAGCAGGAUAUGAUGUUCACCUUGUGGCAGAAAGGUACUUCAUCUGAAAGUGUCCGUGUGAUCGGAUGCCAUUCAGAUUUUAUCUUGGCACCUGAAAGUCCAGAGAAGGUCUUGGACGCCUUAUGUGCUGCUGAGACCAAAAUAGUCACCAUGACCAUCACCGAGAAGGGGUAUUUUGUGGAUUUCACCACGGGCAAGCUCGACAGCUCGGCGCCGGCCGUGUCCAGUGAUUUGGAGGCGCUGAAAUCGGGCUCUGCUAGUCUGAAGACAGCACUAGGACAGGAGAUUGUGGCCGUGCCAAGCGAAGACAGGCAGAGAAGGCUCCGGGCUUUGUCAUCCUGA